This is a messenger RNA of Ceratotherium simum simum (southern white rhinoceros), 1539 nucleotides long. The record is from RefSeq and is a predicted model, not a curated record. NCBI's taxonomy places the organism in Eukaryota, Metazoa, Chordata, Mammalia, Perissodactyla, Rhinocerotidae.
UUUCAGAAAGGUUUUACACCAGCUGCCCCGGUUCAUACCAAUAAAGAAGAUCCAGCUGCUCAAACUAAUUUGGGAUUUAUCCAUGCAUUUGUCGCUGCCAUAUCAGUUAUCAUUGUAUCUGAACUGGGUGAUAAGACAUUUUUUAUAGCAGCCAUCAUGGCAAUGCGUUACAACCGUUUGACAGUGUUGGCUGGUGCUAUGCUUGCCCUGGGCCUAAUGACGUGCUUAUCAGUUUUGUUUGGCUAUGCCACCACAGUCAUCCCUAGAGUGUAUACAUACUAUGUUUCAACUGCAUUAUUUGCCAUUUUUGGCAUUAGAAUGCUUCGGGAAGGUUUAAAGAUGAGUCCAGAUGAAGGUCAAGAGGAACUGGAAGAAGUUCAAGCAGAAUUGAAGAAAAAAGAUGAAGAAUUUCAACGAACCAAACUCCUAAAUGGACCAGGAGAUGUUGAAACGGGUACAAGCACAACAAUACCUCAGAAAAAGUGGCUGCAUUUUAUUUCACCCAUCUUUGUUCAGGCUCUUACGUUAACAUUCUUAGCAGAAUGGGGUGAUCGCUCUCAACUAACUACAAUUGUUUUGGCAGCUCGAGAGGACCCCUAUGGUGUGGCAGUGGGUGGAACAGUGGGACACUGCUUAUGCACCGGAUUGGCAGUAAUUGGAGGAAGAAUGAUAGCACAAAAAAUCUCUGUUAGAACUGUGACAAUCAUAGGAGGCGUUGUAUUUUUGGCGUUUGCAUUUUCUGCACUAUUUAUAAGUCCUGAUUCUGGUUUUUAACAAGCUAUUUGUUCAUUUGUAUUUAAGAUAGGUAACUCAUGUCUUUAUGUACAUAGUGUACAGUAUAACUAAAAGUGAUGGAAAAUACUGUAUUUUGUAGCAUUGAUUUGCGAGUUUGACCCAUUUAAUGAAAGUAUUAUGUCCAAAAGAAAUAAUCAUUGAUUCUUUGCAACAUGGAUUUUUAAAAGAAAGCUGAUGUCUAAGUGUGCAAUUUUCUUUUCUUCAGUAUAAUUAUGUUCAUGUGGUCUCCGUUUUUUGAGGGAUUUUUGGCUUUUUUAGGGGGUAUAUACAGAACCACUAUGCGGUGGGGCCCACCACCUGAUUUUCUUUCAGCACUGACCCUUUAUGAGGAAUCUAACUUUUCUCCUGGAUCACUGAUGUGUUUUAAGAUGUUUACCUUAAAAUUUUUCCUGGGAGAAGAAUGAAUGAAUUUCUAUCUAUCUUUUAAAACAUUUCCUCCAGCCAGUACGCAAUAGUUUAAUCAGAAGUCUUUUUAAAAUUAGGUUCUUUGUUUAAAAAAAGAAAAAGAGCAAGAGAAAUGUCUUAAUGUUUUAUAUUAAUUAAUAACAUGACAAGAAUUGUUUGCCAGGUCCAGUCUUCAUUUUUUUAAUUGGGUAGGAAACCCAAUAUAAAAACAGUCAAUAUUUGACAAUGGGGAAUUACCAAAUUAAAAGAGAAUACUAUGAGUGUAUUCAUAUUUUUUCUAUAUUGAAUAAACAAUGUAACAUAGAUGAUACAAUAUAAAUAAAAGUGGUAUGACCAGUG